Mytilus californianus (California mussel) is the source of this 1629-nucleotide messenger RNA. RefSeq names its product aquaporin-4-like. Gene Ontology annotation, molecular function: water channel activity. Gene Ontology annotation, biological process: transmembrane transport. The record is from RefSeq and is a predicted model, not a curated record. Gene Ontology annotation, cellular component: plasma membrane. The coding region runs from base 39 to 890 and encodes 283 amino acids. NCBI's taxonomy places the organism in Eukaryota, Metazoa, Mollusca, Bivalvia, Mytilida, Mytilidae. The transcript is spliced from 3 exons.
UAGCUGAUUUUCUACAAAGCUUUCGAUGAAGAUAGUAGAUGAAGAUGGGAAUUAAAGAUUGGCUAAAGAAAGCGAAAGAAGAACUAUAUUCUAAACAGCUAUGGAAAUCGUUAAGAGCUGAAUUUUUCGGCAGUAUUUUGUAUGUUAUAUUUGGUUGCGGAUGCACAACAAAUUGGACGAAUGACACCGUUGUAAAACUUUUUGCAUCUGUUUUGUCUUUUGGAAUUUCGUACUCAAUACUUGUGAAAACUUUAGGACCGACAAGUGGAGGACAUUUUAACCCAGCUGUGACAAUUUCGUUACUUUGUACACGAUAUAUAUCACUUUUGAGAGGACUUUUUUACAUCCUGGUCCAAAUAAUUGGAUCUAUCUGCGGUGCAGCAAUUUUAUAUGGAAUUAUACCAAGUGAAAUUCGGCAUGACCUCGGCGUGACUAAAGUUCAUAAAAACGUUGAUAACGUUCGUGCAUUUGGAGUCGAGUUUCUCGCAAUGUUUAUCGUUAUUUUUACAUAUUUUUCCAAUUUGGAGAAUAAAAAUAAUGUAUUAGUCCCAGAAUCAGUCGUAUGUGGAUUGUCAAUAAGUCUUUCACAGUUGUUUGCAUUCAAUCUUACAGGUGCUAGUGUAAAUCCAGCACGGUCGUUUGGUCCUGCCUUAAUCCACAACUCCUGGGAAAAUCACUGGAUAUACUGGGUCGGACCAAUACUAGGAGGUAUUUUUGGAGGUUUCACACACGAAUAUACAAACAAGCAUUCAACAGAUUUACAAAACUAUCAGACAAGUUUGAGACAACAUGUGUAUAGUCUACAAAGGAAAGAAGAUGGUGCUAGUUCCAAUUCGAUAGCAACUGAAUUAGCAUGUGACCAGGAACCAAUAGAAGAACUGCAAAUCUGAUUAUAUUAUUUGAUUAAUUUUUCCAGACUGGGCGUGGACUAAAUGGCUAUAUAAUAUUAAGCGGGGCGUAUAACAUUUCCCCGCAUUUUUGAAUUAAUACAUCUUCGGUUAAUUUUAUUUCCAAACAUAGUUUAAAACUGAGAAUGGAAAUGGGGAAUGUGUCAAAGAGACAAUAACCCGACCAAAGAGCAUAAAAUAGCCCAAGGCCACCAAUGGGUCUUCAACACAGCGAGAAAAUCCCUCUCCCGGAGGCGUGCUUCAGCUUAAAUAUAAGUAAACGCAACAUUUUGAAAUAAAAAAACUGAACGUGAUGAAAAAAAAAAUGUUUUCAAUAUAUAUUUAAAAAAUCAAAAUAUAUCAAAUUAAAAGGAAGAAUCAAAGAUUAAAACAAGUUUUCAAAUUAAAGUUUUUACUUUGUAAUUCCCGUCAUCUUCUACGAUAACAUCGAAUUGUCAAAACUGACAAUUAAACAGGAUGUCUACAAAAAAAUAUAACGAUCAUCACGUCUUUGAUUAAUAUACGAGUAGUAACUAGUAAAUAAACUUUAUUAAAAAGGUGGAGGUAUCUAUAAUUUAAGGAAUGACCAAUCAAUUAAAAUUUAUUCAGUAAUGUAAUGCAUAAACAUUUUUAAUCAUGUUAUUUCACCCUACCUGUAACAGAAACAGAAAUCUUAGAUUUUGUAAUAAAUAUUUAUGUACAUGUAUAUUUAUGAACAGUUGGGAAAACAAGGUUUAAUAAA